This is a messenger RNA of Ostertagia ostertagi, 1137 nucleotides long. The record is from the annotation of a GenBank genome assembly. NCBI's taxonomy places the organism in Eukaryota, Metazoa, Nematoda, Chromadorea, Rhabditida, Trichostrongylidae.
GUAGUCAAAGAAGUCGGUCCACCCCAUGAUCGUUCUUACGUAGUUCGAUGUUCUUUGAAGAAUCCGAAGAACGAGGUUGUUGUUGAGACGGUAGGUGAAGGGCGUAAGAAGAAAGAGGCUACUCAAAGUGCAUGCGCGAACGUUCUUUCCCGACUGCGAGGCAUUGAGAAUUCACCGCUUUUUAUCGCAUCAUCGCUGUACAAAUUGCAAAAACGUGUUCUAAAUCCGUCUAGAGAGCCGAAGAGAAAGACUAUAAUAAAGGAUAUGAAAAUGGAUCCGACUUACGGUCAUCAGAUCAAUCCAGUUUCGCGUCUUAUUCAAGUACUGCAAGCUCGCUGUGAGGAUGAGCCACAGUUUGAGUUGAUCUCAGAACAGGGCCAAAGUCGCUACAAGGAGUUCACUUUAUGUGAAACCAUUGCCUCCACCUGGAAAGAGUUUGGCUCAAAAGAAAAUCGAAUACUCAAUCAUCAACAUAGUGUCUUUGAUCCGAACGAUCUGAUUACUCCGCCAGUGCAGAAUGCCACAGGCUGCACCUCAUCGGCUCAGCCUGAUCAGCAAGAUUCUCGAAAUUCUGAGGAGCAGUCUCUUCAGGAAGGACUACUAACAAGCCGAACAAAACCGGCUCGUGCAGAGCCAGCAUGUCCGCAUCGAAUGAUGCAGACGGUUGAAGGAUCGCACAACGGCUCAUCUCCGCGUCGUCGUGUUACAUUCAGCAACCAAGUGAAAGCUUGCCCUCCACCAGCAAUUUGUUAUGUGACGGGUCGCGUAAAGCGUAUUAGAAGAACAAAAGAGGCGAAACGGGCUUUGUCUGACGAUCAAAAGUGUGAGAUCCGUGAAAUAGCAAGAGUAUCGAUACAAGCGUUGCAGAGUCCGAACAUGAUCCCGUGUGCAGAAGGCGGCCCAGAUUCGGAAUCUUGUCAGCUGCUCAGUGCCAGACGUCGUCUUGAUAGUAUGUCGGAGACCUUCAAGUUCAGCGUGCAGUACACAAACUUCCCAAAGGUUUGUCAUGGACGUGGUUCUACGAUGGAGGCGGCAGCCGAAAAUGCGGCUUUCAACGCCAUUUCGAAUUUGUGCACUUACGAUCAGCCGGUGUCACCACAGGAACAGCAACUUGGCGCUCUGUCUCCAUGUAACUAA